AUGCAGAGCAAGAAACAAAGUUUCAUAUCAAAUUCUGGAGAUAUAUCUAAAUCUAAAAGCCUUGCAAAAUAUUUUAAAAGUAAAAAUCAAAUGGAAGCAAAAAUAAAUGAUAUUUUUCUAAUUAGCCAGAAGUCUUCAACAGAUGAAAUAUCUAACGUAAAAAAUGAAACAUUAUCAAUUAUCACAAAUAAGCAGAACUUGGA
Messenger RNA from Racocetra persica, 203 nucleotides. Lineage: Eukaryota; Fungi; Glomeromycota; Glomeromycetes; Diversisporales; Gigasporaceae. The record is from the annotation of a GenBank genome assembly.